UUAUUAAAUAUUUGUGUCGAAUCUGCCGCGCUGCUUCACAGUCAGCAGAGCAAGAUGGCGGCCCCUACGAAGCAGUAUGGGCUGAUCUUGCCACAGAAGAAAGGAGCUUUAAAGACAGCAACCCUGCAGAAACCCUCAGUGUUCGGGGAUGACUCAGAUGAUGAGACGUCAGUUGGGGAGAGCCUGCAGAGAGAAGCUAUCAAAAAGAAGAUGAUGAAGCAGACACGUCUUGAGAUGCAGAAGGCCCUGGAAGAGGACAGCACUGUAUAUGAUUAUGACGCUGUGUAUGAGGACAUUCAAAAACAGAGAAAUGAGACCAACAAAAAAAUUCUGGGAGGCACUGACAAAAGGCCAAAGUAUAUCCACCAGUUAAUGAAAGCAGUCGAGGACCGGAAGAAAGAACAAGAUCGAAGGGAGGAGAGGAAGAUCCAGAGGGAAAGAGAGGCAGAGGGGGAGAAGUUUGCCGAUAAAGAGGCUUACGUUACCUCCGCCUAUAAGCAGAAACUGCAGGAGCAGAAGGAGGAGCAGGAGAGAGAGAGGAGAGAGGCAGAGAUGGAAGCCGCCUUGGAUGUGAAGAAGCAAAAAGACCUGAGCGGCUUCUACCGUCACCUGUUGAAUCAGACUGUGGGAGAAGAGGCGAUACCAGAUCGCUCAGCAAACAAAACUCAAGCCUCAAAGGAUUCAAAAGACACAGAGAGGACUUCACCUGUUCCCUCACCUACAUCCCGUGACAACGCCCCAAGUUCAUGCAGCGACAGCGAGGAGGAGCGUGAGGAGAAGUCUGGGUUUAGCAAGCCAGGGGCGGGCUCUGCACACUCAAAACGCCAGUAUAGACAGAGGUCGCCUUCUUCAGGGAGCGAAGAAGAUAAGGAGAAGGAAAGACGGAGGGAGAGGGAAAGGCAUAAGAAGAGUCACAGAGAUCUAGACAGAGACAGAGGGAGGGACAGAGAUAGAGACAGAGAUAGAGAGAGGGACAGAAACAGGGCGAGGGAAAGGGAUGACAGAAAUGGAGGAAGAAGAGAUGACAGGGAUAGAAGGAAAGACAGGGACAGAGACAGGGACAGAGACAGAGACCGAGACAGAGGCAGAGAAGAUGACAGAAGUCGGGGCAGGGGGGAGACAGAGAGGGAAGACAGGCACAGCAAGAGGGAGAGGAGCCCUAAAGAGAGAGACAGGGACAAGAAUGGGGAAAGAGAGAGGAGGAGGAUUUCAGCUGAUGACGAGCGGAAGGACAAAGAUCGGGAUGAGGAGAAUCAAAGAGGAAAGGAACCCGAGAAGGAGAAGGCAGUGAAGAGGGAAGAAAAAGACCCAGAAAAGAAGAAAGACGCUGGAGCCCAGGGGAAGGAGAGAGAAGGUGAAGAGAAAGAGGAAACGGAGGAAAAGGCCAGCAAGUUUGCAAAGCGCAGCACAGAUCAGACUGUGAGCUCGGCGAGAGAGAGGUACAUGGCCAGACAGAUGGCACGCUCGGCCUGUAAGACAUAUAUCGAGAAGGAGGAGGACUGAGUGCUGUCCACACACGACGCAAACAUCUCUAAACUGCACACAACCUUUGUCUCAAUUAAGAGGAUACAGUUUAUGUUUUCAUUUUUCUUUCCCUCAAAAGAAAAGAAAAAACAA
Molecule: messenger RNA, 1617 nt
Organism: Lates calcarifer (barramundi perch)
Lineage: Eukaryota; Metazoa; Chordata; Actinopteri; Centropomidae
Gene: nsrp1
Product: nuclear speckle splicing regulatory protein 1
Exons: 8
Coding region: 55-1503 (482 amino acids)
Biological process (GO): regulation of alternative mRNA splicing, via spliceosome
Source: RefSeq, a predicted model, not a curated record